Messenger RNA from Callorhinchus milii (elephant shark), 2060 nucleotides. RefSeq names its product vacuolar protein sorting-associated protein 4B. Lineage: Eukaryota; Metazoa; Chordata; Chondrichthyes; Chimaeriformes; Callorhinchidae. Gene Ontology annotation, molecular function: ATP binding; ATP hydrolysis activity. Bases 93 to 1418 code for a protein of 441 amino acids. The transcript is spliced from 11 exons. Gene Ontology annotation, biological process: endosomal transport; vacuole organization. The record is from RefSeq and is a predicted model, not a curated record.
GCCGGAAGUCUCGGCGGCCAUUUUGGUGUUGCGGAAGUUGGGCGCAAGAGGGGAAAAAAAAGUUACUUUGUUUUUGGGUCGAAGUCGGAACCAUGGCCGCGAAUGGCACCGCUCUGCAGAAAGGUAUAGACCUUGCAAGCAAAGCUGCUCUAGAAGACAAAGCAGAGAACUAUGAAGAAGCCUUACGCUUAUAUCAGUGUGCAGUGCAGUACUUCCUGCAUGCUGUCAAAUAUGAUGUCCAGGGUGAUAAAUCCAAGUCGAGCAUUCGAGCAAAGUGUGGAGAAUAUCUGGACCGAGCUGAAAAACUGAAGGAGCACCUGAGGAAAAAACAAAACAUUAAAAAACCUGUUGUUGAGAAUCAGAACAACUCGAAUGAUGACAAAGGGAAUGAGAGUGAUGGAGAAGCUGACAACUCAGAAAAGAAGAAAUUACAGAAUCAGCUGCAAGGUGCCAUUGUCAUGGAGAAGCCAAACGUUCGAUGGGAUGAUGUUGCAGGUCUAGAAGGUGCCAAAGAAGCACUCAAAGAAGCUGUCAUUUUGCCCAUUAAAUUUCCACAUCUGUUUACAGGUAAGCGAACUCCAUGGCGAGGAAUCCUCCUUUUUGGUCCACCAGGAACUGGCAAGUCGUACCUGGCAAAAGCUGUGGCAACAGAAGCAAACAACUCAACGUUUUUCUCAGUCUCUUCCUCUGAUUUGGUAUCAAAAUGGCUCGGGGAAAGUGAAAAAUUGGUAAAGAAUUUAUUUCAACUUGCCAGAGAUCACAAGCCUUCAAUUAUCUUCAUUGAUGAGGUUGAUUCUCUUUGUGGCUCAAGGAGUGAAAAUGAGAGUGAAGCUGCGAGGCGCAUUAAAACUGAAUUCUUGGUUCAGAUGCAGGGGGUCGGAGUAGAUAAUGAGGGAAUCUUGGUUCUUGGGGCUACAAACAUCCCGUGGGUUCUGGAUUCUGCUAUAAGAAGAAGGUUUGAGAAACGCAUCUUCAUUCCACUACCUGAGAAAGCCGCUCGUAGUAUAAUGUUUAAACUGCACCUUGGAGUCACCCCAAACAGUCUGAAUGAAGAAAAUUAUCGGACACUUGGAAGUAAAACAGAGGGAUAUUCUGGAGCUGACAUAAGCAUCAUAGUACGGGAUGCCUUGAUGCAACCAGUAAGGAAAGUUCAGUCAGCUACACACUUCAAGAAGGUCCGAGGAGCUUCAAAUGUAAAUCCUUCUGUAAUUGUGGAAGAUCUGCUAACCCCAUGUUCACCUGGUGAUCCCAAUGCUGUGGAAAUGACCUGGAUUGAUGUUCCAGGAGAAAAACUGUUGGAACCUGUAGUGUCAAUGGAUGACAUGCUACGAUCCUUAACAAAUACAAAACCAACUGUUAAUGAUGAGGACCUGAAGAAGUUGAAGAAAUUCACAGAAGACUUUGGGCAGGAAGGCUAAAGCAGAAACAAUUCAUAUGCAAAAUAGUUCCUUUUUUCUGUACAUUUCUUUUCUAUUCACUUAAACUUAUGACAGUGAGUUUUUCUUCAUCACUUUGUGGAAGUUCAAGCACUAUUACGUUUUUGAGGUCAUGGGACUUUAUAUGCAGCUUGAGUGAAUAAUGGUUUAAAUAUUCUAUGUCUACAUUUGCCUAUGAAUGGACCAUCUCUCACUAUAUAUGUAAUAUAAAUAAAUUGAGAGAAAUUCCAAAUGCUACCAAGAGUUUACCAUGGAUUUUGUUUAAAGAAUAUUGUACAUUGGCUAUAUCGUGGAAUACAAUAAUAUUGAAUGUUAUAGCCUAAAUACUUUUUGAAUGGGGCAUUUUAGACGAGCUAUUUGCACAUUAAUUCUUCUAAGCGUACUAACCAUGGGCUUGGACUAUUAUAAUUCUCUAAAAUUCCUGAUUAAUUCUGUACAAUUAUGUAAUUUGAGUUCUUAUACAUAAACGAUCAGUCAUUUGUAUUCAAAGAACUACUUUAACGUAAGCAAUUUUCACAGCUCCAGCGAUUUCUUUUUUAAAUGUGUUUUGAGGGUUUAAGAAAUCUGAAAUGUUUGCAUUUUCUCUCCUAAUUUCUGUUUGUAAAUAAAGCUUAUUGGAAAUCA